Molecule: messenger RNA, 2724 nt
Organism: Aspergillus pseudotamarii
Lineage: Eukaryota; Fungi; Ascomycota; Eurotiomycetes; Eurotiales; Aspergillaceae
Product: transcription factor domain-containing protein
Exons: 8
Coding region: 1-2724 (907 amino acids)
Biological process (GO): DNA-templated transcription; regulation of DNA-templated transcription
Molecular function (GO): DNA binding; DNA-binding transcription factor activity, RNA polymerase II-specific; zinc ion binding
Source: RefSeq, a predicted model, not a curated record
AUGGAGCCUGAUUCAGAGAAGCCCAAGAGGGCGCCUCGCAAACAUGUCACUACGGCAUGUGUUCCUUGCCGGGAGAGCAAGAUCAGGUGCGACGGAGCUACUCCACAUUGCCAUAACUGUGAGAGGAAAGGCAAAGACUGUAAAUACCAACACGGCGAUGACAAACGGAAGGUAUCUCUUCGUGCUGCCACAGAGCUGUUCUCUGCUAGAAUAGAUCAACUGUGCCAGUUCAUUUAUGACCAUGGGCUGGAACCGCCCCCAAUGAAACCCGAGGAUGAGGCGGGGGUCAACAGAGUUUUAGAUACGCUACAGAUUCCUCGCGGGCUAGCGAAGAAAAGAGAAACGAGCGUAUCUAAUGAGAUGAUCUCUAUUCCGCCGAAAGCUAGUGCGCAUUCACCGGCGCACAGCAGCCCUUCAGCUUUGCAGGAUACAAAUGAGCGCCCUCCAGAGAUUCCUUCACCGCCACAGAAUGCGUUGUCUAAUCAAAAGCUCGUUCCUUCGGCUGAGAAAGACCGAGAAACAGUGAACUCGUUUGGGAUCAAUUCUAUUCCUACAAGCCAUUAUGUUCCUGCGAAUUGGAGUUUUACACUUCCAACGGCGGAGAGUUUGGACACGAUCUAUGCCAAUCUAAAUGACGGCACCAGUCUUUCGCAGGAAAACAGUCUUAGUCCGGAAAGUCUGCAGUUGACCCCGGAUAUGCAGCAGCAGCCCGGAGAGUUGCUCAGGCAAGCGCGUUACGAGAGAGAGUAUGAAUCAGACAGCGGCGACGAAGACGAGGCGGAGAAAGACGUUAUCGAGCAAAUUUCGAAUCGCAUUGGUACUCUAAAGAUUGCGGGCGAUGGUCACUUACGCUUUUAUGGAGCGACGUCGAACCUCAACCUGGUAGAUGUUUCUGCGACCCAACAGCGCCAACGUCCUGAUGCGCGCACAGUCCGGCAUGAUGGACAGGAUAUCCUGAAUCAUUUACGAGUUGGACAGCCCGUUGACCAAGCACUUGAAGACCACCUUGUGGAGCUGUAUUUCACUUGGCAGAAUACAAGCACUUAUGUGGUUGAUAAAGAUAUGUAUAUGAUUGCGAGAUCGAAGUGGAGGAAUGAGUAUGAUGACACGCCAUUCUAUUCGGAAGUUCUUACGAAUGCGAUGUGUGCUAUUGGAAGCGCUUUUGAAGCAAGAUAUCAUCCUACCUUUAUCACCUUUCCUAAAUCUUUGUCAGAAUUCUUCGCAGACAGGGCGAAGGCUCUUCUAGAGAUUGAGCUGGACUCUCCCUGUGUUGCCACAGUACAGGCACUUGUAAUUCUGAGUUGCCACGAAGGUUCUGCGAACCGUGAUGCUCGUGGGUGGCUGUAUAGUGGGAUGUCCACAAGGCUCGCGUUCGACCUUGGACUACACAUUGACAUGACACCCUAUGUUGAGAAAGGAGAAAUAGGUGCCUUUGAGGCUGAUGUGCGGCGAAUAGCGUUCUGGGGGAGUUACACUGCCGAUCACUUCUGGGGCUUCUAUUUAGGAAGGCCAUUUCGAAUGAAUGCAGGGGACAUCACCGUCCCGAAGCUUGCGUCCGAUCUAGGCGCAGAGAAAGAAAGCACAUGGUAUCCUUAUGGACUUCCAACGAAAUCAGACAUCCUGAAGCACGGUCUAAGGAAUCCAAAUGAAUUGAUCAGCAGACAAUUUGCCGUUCUAUGGGAGAUAAUCUCUCCUGUUGGUCAUAUUUUGUAUGGUUGCUCCGAUAUCCCUCGGCAUGACCUCCAAAGGUUAUGCCAUAGGGUAACAGAUGACUUGUUUGCCUGGAAAGCAAAUCUGCCGUCUAUUCUGGAUAUUAACCUCGAGAACGAUACAACUCCUCAACUCCCCCAGCUCCUAAUGCUCCAGUAUGUCUAUGUUAUGCAAUAUCACCAAAUCGUGAUUUUCACGCACAGACCUUGGGUUUCGAAAAGUUACAUCCAGCCGCGCGCUCCUCGUCAGGGACCGGGCUAUCACCAUGCUCGGCGAAUGUGUAUCGAGUCUUCGACGGCAAUCGCACGGCUGCUCCAUAUCUACGAGAAGUUCUAUACAUUCCGUCGCAUGAACAACCAAGUUGUGGCCAUCAUAUUCAGCGCGGCUUUGAUGCUCCUUUACGUCACAAUUUCAAACACUUCCACUUCUGGCAGAAGUCCCAGUGACAACCCCAACAACAAUGCGGAAAUGGUUGCUUAUCUGAAUCUUUGUUUCCGUGCAUUGGACGAACUGGGCCAGUCGUUCGAGAAUGCUAAGCGGACCCGUGACUUCCUAGUCAGUCUACAACGAAGGUGGCAGGCCCAUAUGCGCAGGUCAGGUUCAGCUCUGAAGCGCCAAAUAAGCAACCGUCCAUCAUCGCAACAUCUAGUAGGCCUUGGCUCGGACGCAGAUGCUUCCAGGAAAAAAACACGAAUCACAGCCCCGAGAAGCCAGGUCAACUACCUAGUCACUGCGACAGCGACAUCACAGGCCACUACCGCCGUUCCUAACCAACCGCAACCCUCUGGACAGCACCCUCUCGACGCGACUCAGCAAAUCGGGGUGCCUGGGGAGUUCGAUUGGAUUCGCAAUUCUGACCUGCAGUUGCUUUCGGGCAAUUUUGGAGAUAGUAGUUUCUCUCAACUUGGCAACGUCAAUACGUUCGGGGAGGACCCUGCAUUGCCCAGUCUUUCGGAUAUUGAGCCCUGGUGGGAUACUCCAAAUGGGAACACUUUCGGGGGGUCUUCUUUAUAG